GCACAACGACCUCCUCACCAUUUUAUUCUUUUCCUUUGCUCGGACGCAUCGGGAGCGAUGUCCGCUGAAGCCGCGCACAUUCUGAGAAAGAAAGAGAGCAUUCUUUCUCUAGAGAAGUACCUCGACCGCAAAGUUAUCGUGUCGCAGAACUGCCAUGAAAUUCACGGCGUUUUGAAAGGCUUUGAUAAUAACGUGAACCUGGUUCUGGCCGACGCUGAGAUGUGGCAUAAGGAUACGCUCAUUCGCACCCUGGGCGCUUCGGUCGUUCGCGGUGGCCCGACCACGCUUGUACUCUCAGGAGAUAUGGUGCUGAUCGCCAAUCCGUUUGCGUAA
Molecule: messenger RNA, 333 nt
Organism: Leptomonas pyrrhocoris
Lineage: Eukaryota; Euglenozoa; Kinetoplastea; Trypanosomatida; Trypanosomatidae
Product: putative Lsm7p protein
Exons: 1
Coding region: 58-333 (91 amino acids)
Cellular component (GO): catalytic step 2 spliceosome; U2-type prespliceosome; U6 snRNP
Molecular function (GO): RNA binding
Source: RefSeq, a predicted model, not a curated record